Adineta steineri is the source of this 1014-nucleotide messenger RNA. Lineage: Eukaryota; Metazoa; Rotifera; Eurotatoria; Adinetida; Adinetidae. The record is from the annotation of a GenBank genome assembly.
AUGCGUUUAACUGCAAUUCUUCGUUCAGUGAUCAAUGCAGCAACAAAUUCGAGCAUCUCUCGAACAAUUCCUGUUGCAACUAAACCUUCAAAUAUAUCCGAACCAUCAUUAAGUCAUUCUGAUAGUACUCUUAUUUUAUCAUUAAUCUUACCAUCAAGACAAGAAACAUGUCGAUUUCAUCUUAAUUUACAAACCGCAACUGUUGGUCAACUUCUAGAUGAAAUCAAACAAGAAGAUGCUGGUAUUGAACAUGCUCAUGUAUUUGAUGAAAAUGGAAAUAUAUUAUCAAAAGCAUAUAAAAUAAGUUCUCUUAUGAAUUCAUCAUUUACAGUACAAUUAAAUAAACAAAAAACAUUUCUUUUUGAUGCCGUUAAUAAAUUACAAGUAAAAGAAAGUGCAAUGAACAAUCCUAAAACUGAUGGACCAUCAAUAGAACAUACUGUAUCUGCACUAUAUCACGCAUUAAAUAUUAUGAAAGUUUAUCAUUCAAAAUAUAUUGUUUUAAAAAAUGAAGCCAAUGAAUUAGCGACACAACUUGAACCCUUAGAAAAAAUUAAAAAUAAACUAGCUGAUAUAUGUCAACGUCAUACAACUCGAUGUAUAUGGUAUGGUUUAGGUGCAAUGUCUUUUCAAGUUGGUAUUUUAGCUGAAUUAACAUGGGAUGUAUACUCAUGGGAUAUUGUUGAACCGAUUUCUUAUUUUAUUGCUUAUGGUACUGCAAUGGGAUUUUAUGCAUUUCAUUUAAUGACACGUGCUGAUUUUGAAUAUAUGACAAUGACUGAUCGAAUAUUUCUACGUCGAUUCUAUCGUGAAGCACGUCGUCAUUCAUUUGAUAUAUCCUUAUAUAAUCGUUUAAAAGAUCGUCUUUUUAUUGUACAUACUGAUUUAGCACGUUUAAGAUCUCCGUUAUCCUUAUCAUUACCUGCACCACCAAAUCCACUUAAAUGUAAAAUUAGUGGAGAAGAAUUAAGUCCAUUAGAUGCUUAUCGAGCAAGUAUACGUGUUGAAUUAUGA